AUGGCAGAUGACCAACCCAAAAUGUCUUCGCUCGUGCUGCCUGCAAUAAAACUUUGCGGGAUGUCAUUCGGGCUCUUUUAUUUUACUUGUCUUAUCUUACUGGAUAUCUGGAACGCAAUUAAGAGCAAACCACGUACAUGGUGGAUACCGGGCAAGGCUUUGAUCCUAAGUGCUUUAAGCAUCCAAGUUCUGAGUUAUCUGGACUAUAGCAAUAUAAGCUUUUCUGACACUCCCAAUCAUACCGAUAUAGCCAAGUUGCUUGGCAAUCAAUUGGUGAUUGAUAGUGGAAGGCUUGUGAUCUGUGUGUUCAUUGGCUAUUUGCUACCAGGUAUGGCCACUCGUGGCUCCGCUCGGGCCUCUAGCGAUAUUGUUGCGCUGGUUGUCAGUUUGUUCACAGCUAUUAUCUCGGAGCUUUUCUAUGUACACAAGGCCGGAAACGUAAUCCUUAAGGUAGAUUACAAUUAUGUUUAUGAUUUCUUUGAUCAAUGGCAACAUAAUCCCAAAAUAAAAAUCUGGUUCAUUGUAUCCAGCUCUGUUUUCUUGGUGGCAAUUGUAUUGCUCAUUUUGUUACUAGUCUCUGCAAUUUUAGCUGGCAAAACUGUUCGCUGCAUGCUCAAACAGAGGAUAAAUUCAGCAAUUUCGUUGAAUAAACCUCAUCAGGCUAAGGAGUGUUGGGAGAAAUUCGAAGAUGAGGUACUCAAAUCAUGGCUUCUCUGUCGUGCUGCUCAGCCUCAAUAUGUGAUUGCGAGAUCAGUGUUGAGCUCAUCGACCGGACUGGUGGUUUCUAUUUGCAUUGUGUUGUUCAUAGCUAAAACAUUAAAGCUGAGGUCUAAUAUUAUCCAUUAUGAUGAUGGACUGGAUUGGUUGAGACACACAACUUUCGGGUUGCAGUGUCUCUUUGUAGCAUUGGGCGGGUUGGUCAUCUUCCGAAGGUGGUUCAGGGCAGUCAUCUAUUUUCCAAUAUUCUUUAGGAAAGGGAUUAAGUGUCCUCCUUCUUGGCCACGGUGCUCUGUAGAGGAUUUUUGGACAAGGAGCAUCUCGGAGCUGAUAAAUAUGUAUGACCUACAACAGUGGCGCAGGGACCAAAAGCCCGCAGCUGAUAAAACUUGUUUUGGCGGCAUCUUUAUGAAAGUGUUUACAAAAUUCAAGUUGCAUAAGUUACUCUACUUUGUUUGGGCAUUGCAAAAGUUUCUCGUCUGGUUCAGCAAAUGCUGUUGGCUUUUCUCAGAGAUGUUUUUCGGCUCGACGUUAAUGCGGAGGGCUGUAAUAGGAAAAGACACGCAUUUGUUCAAAGACCAUCCAUCAGAGGAUGAAUUGGGGAAUUACAAGAAAGUAUUGGAGCACCUGUGCAUGCCGGGAGAAAAGCCGGCAAGUCUGUGGUUAACCAACAAAGCUUCGAUCGGUCAAGCCAGAGAUCGCAUUGAAAACGGGAAGAAGAGCGAGUGCCAGGGGUUGAUCGACCUAAUUAAGGAACGCCCUGAUACACCUUAUGACGAAAGAUUUGUAUAUCGGCUUGAAAGUUUGCCGCUUGUAAAGGUGUAUUUUCCUGCACUCAACGAGAGUUGGUGGAAGAUGACAGCAGUAUCAUUGCUGAGGAUCAUCAUCAAACUAGAAGCAGAUGGCAGAAAGAAAGGUGAAGCUAUAAAAGCUUACAAGCAAGCUUGGGACUUGAUGACCUUUGUUGAAAGUUCCAAUUCAGAACAGCCAAAUAGUAUUAAUGUGACUCAAGUUUUCGACUUUGAAGCGGACCUGGUAAGCAUGGUUGCCGACAAGGAAUUUGAAGAACUGGAGAAAAUGCAUGAUUCUUCACAGGUAUCCACAACUAAUGAUCCUAAGAGAGCCCUUGAUGAUUUUUUAGAAAAGGCUGAGGAGCAGCUCAGAAUCCAGAAGCUGUUAGAAGGUGAACAAACUCGUCCAGACGUAGAGAAAGCAGCUAGGCGUAUCGGUGAUGGGCCACAGGAUUCAAAGGACUGGAAUAAAAUUGUACCCAGUUACAGCAUGUAUAGGGUAUGCAAAAUACUCAAUAGCCGCAAUGAUAACAAUCUCAAGGAAUUGGUGGAUUACUUGCAUAACUGUUUAGGUGAUGUAAUUGUUGAUUGCCUGGAACGAUUGCCUAAGAUGCUGGUAAGGAGCUUUGGAGAAUGGGCGCUAGAAUUCCAGGAAGACGACAUGUGGGAGGCAUUCCAUAUAGCUGGUAAGUGCAAGAAAGUUGUCGAGGGCAGCGAAUUGAAGCUCAUCUGGGAGAUGUCAGAAUCCACCGAGGGACAAGCCCAAUAA
Molecule: messenger RNA, 2277 nt
Organism: Cryptomeria japonica (Japanese cedar)
Lineage: Eukaryota; Viridiplantae; Streptophyta; Pinopsida; Cupressales; Cupressaceae
Exons: 1
Coding region: 1-2277 (758 amino acids)
Source: RefSeq, a predicted model, not a curated record